Messenger RNA from Oldenlandia corymbosa var. corymbosa, 2929 nucleotides. NCBI's taxonomy places the organism in Eukaryota, Viridiplantae, Streptophyta, Magnoliopsida, Gentianales, Rubiaceae. The record is from the annotation of a GenBank genome assembly.
AUUUUGGGAUGAAAGUACAGAAAAAUUAAGAUUAAAACCUUAAGGCUGUGAACUGUGAUAACCACUUGUAUAAUUCUGAUUAUAUGCCCAAUUUUCUCUAAUCCACAAAGUAGAUAAGGUAUCAGAAUGUGUCUACGUAUACAAUUCAGUGAUGAACAUUUUACAGUGAAGAAGAUUCUCAUUCCCCAGUUUCACCAUCAUCAUCACUAUUGCUUCAACAGCUUCCAUUCCCAUGAAUCCAAUCCACCAUUCAUCUAAUUGGCAAUGAAUGCUAAUUUCAUGAGCUACCCAUCAUCUAUGGAGUCGAUAUCUUUGUCCUCCACCAUUACUUCUGCUGCCAGCACAUCUUCUCCCACCGCCACUGUGAAUUCCAUGGCUACCCAGUUUUGUUUGCCGUCUAAUAUCUCUUUGCAUGCACAGUACCCAGGAAGAAGAAGAUCAAGAAAUGUUUGUUGGGAUAAAAAACCCAGAAAAGUUUGUGUCUCUGCAUCCAAAGGGGAGCCACCUGAGUUGGAUAGGUGGGAACAAAUGGAGCUCAAGUUUGGCAGAAUGCUUGGUGAAGACCCCAAGCUAACCAUGGCCAAGAUAAUGGCGAGGAAGGCUAAUCCAGAUUUAACUCCUUUAGAAAUUGAAAAUUUAAUUGAGAAGAAAAAGAAGGGGAAGUCGAAGAAUAGUGCUAUAGAGGAAGUUGUUUCAUUUGAUAUGGAGUGGGAAAGAAAGGCAGCUACUUCCAUUGACGGGGUGAACUUGGUACGGCCAGUGACCCCAAAAGGAGUGAAGUUUGAGACUAAUGAGAAAUCAUUUGAGGUUCAGAAAAGGAAACCAACUCAGCCAGUUGGAGAGGCAGUUAAAAACAACACUAGCAAGGUUCCUAAUGUGAUACUGAGGAAACCUACAACAUAUAAAGAUGAAGAUUCUUCGAAAUAUAGCAUUAGACCAAAUUUAUCAUUGAGAAUGGGGAAGGAACAACAGAAGGAAAGGUUUAGUGACAUUACACUGUUGAAGAGGCCUGAGAAAAUCAUUUCUGAUGGUGAGAGUGAAAGUGGCCAGUCCAAUAAUUCUGAAGCUAAUGGUAGCUCUCCAAAUGAGUUUAGUGACAUUACGUUGUUGAAGAGGCCUGAGAAAGUCAGUGCUGAUAGUGAGGGUGAAAAUGAUGAAUCAGGUGACUCCAAAGCUGAUGGUAGCUCUCCAAAUGUUGAGAAUGAAGAAAAGCAAGAAUCACCUGAUUCCAUCUCAAUUGGCGAUUCAUAUCAAGAACCAAAAACAGAUAUAUCUAACCCUGGUAUCUCUACCGAUGCUAUGCUGCUUGGUAAACCAAAAAGAUUAGACCAGUCAGUGAAGGUGACAUCUACCAUUGUUAAAGAGCAAAUCCCUGAAAAUCGUGAAACUAGUGGGAGGGUUAUAGCACUUGAAGACUUCCUUUCAUCGCCCAUGAAGGACAUUGAAGAGCAAGACUGGAAAAGAGCAGAAGAUCUGGUUUUAUCUGGAGAAAGAGGAGACGUGGAGAUAGUGAGCUCUAGUACCAGAGGAUUUACGGUUUCAUUUUAUUCUUUGAUAGGAUUUUUACCGUAUCGAAAUCUUGCUUCAAAGUGGAAGUUUUUAGCUUUUGAAUCUUGGUUGAGAAGGAGGGGCUUAGAUCCAUCCAAGUACAGGAAAAGCUUAGGUGUUAUUGGCAACUCUGAAGCAGCUGGCAUAAUACCUUCUACUGAUUUAAGAUUAGAUAUAGACAUAGAUGACAAAUUAGGCAGUGAAGUCAACCCCGAUAUGAAGCUUGAAGAUCUUCUAAAGAUCUAUGACCAGCAAAAACUCAAAUUUUUGUCAUCCUUUGUUGGUCAGAAAAUAAGAGUGGUUGCAGUGUUGGCUGACAGAAAAUCAAGACGGCUUGUUUUUUCUGCUAAACCAAAGGAAAAUGAAGAAAAUAUCACAAAAAAAAGAAAUCUCAUGGCUAAACUGAGUGUUGGUGAUGUGGUUACCUGCACAAUUAAGAAGAUAACGUACUUUGGCAUUUUUGUUGAGAUUGAAGGAGUACCUGCUCUGAUUCACCAAACCGAAGUUUCUUGGGAUGCUACAUUGGACCCUUCAUCAUUCUUUAAAGUUGGCCAGAUUGUGGAAGCAAAAGUUCAUCAAUUAGAUUUUAGCCUUGAUCGCAUAUUCUUGUCAUUGAAGGAAAUAACGCCUGAUCCAUUGAUUGAGGCCCUAGACGCAGUUGUAGGUGGUCAUGAUUCUUCAGAUAGCCAACUAAAAGAAGCUCAGGCAGAUACUGAGUGGCAAGAGGUGGAGUCUCUUAUUAAAGAACUGCAACAGGUUGAGGGUAUUCAAUCUGUGGUUAAGGGACGGUAUUUUGUGAGUCCUGGUUUGGCACCAACUUUCCAGGUCUAUAUGGCAUCGAUUUUUGAAAAUCAGUACAAACUACUAGCUCGGUCCGGCAAUCGGGCACAGGAAGUAAGUUAGCAACUUGUUUCCCCCCAAGAAAUACACUAUUAUUAGAAAAAAAAAAAAAAUCUUCUUACAAUUGAGUUUCUGCUGAUGAAUAUCUUGUUGGCAGGUGAUAGUUGAUACAUCCUUGGGUAAAGAAGAGAUGAAAUCCAUCAUUCUAACCUGCACAAACAGAGUUCAAUAACAACAAACAGUUCAUUUUAUUUGAUCCUUGCCAGUUUCUUUCACUUCUUCAUACUGCUUUUUUGUUUCGGCUGAGAGCCAUUUUCGAGCUGUAAUUAUUACCUGGAACAUCAUUCGAUGAUCAUCUUAUUUCUUGCUUAGUGAUGAUACAAAUAAAUUUCCCAAUGACUCUAAACAGAAGUCUUCUAUAAGAAAAAGGAUAUCAUUUGUCAUCUUGAUCCAGUACACUGGCACACUUGUAGAUUGUGUCUUGCAAAGUUUAAGCCUAAACCCUUAACAUACCAAGUUUAGCUGUAAAAUUUCAUUUCUG